CGGGGCUUGCGCCUGCGCACUGCGCGGCGUCGGGCGGGGAGCAGGUUUAUAUUCGCGCGGUCAGCUGACGCUCUGCAUUGCAGACUGCGGAGUCAGGCGGCGCCAUGUACGCGGUCCUGUUCCUGGCCAGCCUCCUGGGCACUGCUCUAGCCGGCCCCGUCCCAGACCUGAGAAAAUGCUCCGGGGGCUCAGCCGUGCUGUGCCAGGACCUCAAGACGGCGGUGGACUGCAGGGCUCUGAAGCACUGUCAGCAGACCGUGUGGAGCAAGCCCACAGUGAAAUCCCUUCCGUGUGACAUAUGCAAACUGGUCAUCACCGAGGCUGGCGACGUGCUGAAAAACAAUGCCACUGAGGAGGAGAUCCUCACUUACCUGGAGAAGUUGUGCGACUGGCUUCCUAACACGAACCUGUCGGCCAGGUGCAAGAAGAUGGUCGACUCUAACCUCCCCGUCAUCCUGGACUUGAUUAAAGGGGAAAUGAGCCGUCCAGAGGAGGUGUGCUCGUCCCUCAACCUCUGCGAGUCUCUUCAGAAGCACCUGGCAGAGCUGAGCCACCAGAAGCAGCUGGAGGCCAACAAGAUCCCGGAAAUGGACAUGACUGAGGUGGUGGCGCCCUUUAUGGCCAACAUCCCCCUCCUCCUGUACCCACAGGAUGGCCCCCAGAGCAAGCCCCAGCCAAAGGCCAGUGGAGACGUCUGCCAGGACUGCAUGCAGAUGGUGACCGACAUCCAGACAGCCGUGAGGACCAAUUCCACCUUUGUGGAGGGCUUGGUGGAGCAUGCCAAGGAGGAGUGUGACCGCCUGGGGCCUGGCAUGGCUGACAUGUGCAAGAACUAUAUCAGCCAGUACUCUGAAAUCGCCAUCCAGAUGAUGAUGCACAUGCAGGAUCAGCAACCCAAGGAGAUCUGCGCGCUGGUUGGGUUCUGUGACGAGGUCAAGGAAGUGCCUCUGCAGACCCUGAUUCCCGCCAGAGUGGCCUCCGAGAACGUCCUCCCUGCCCUGGAACUGAUGGAUCCCCUCGAGGAGGAGCUGAUCCUGGCCCAUGCUAACAUGUUGUGCAAGGCGUGUCAAUUCGUGGUGAAGAAGGUGGCCGACUUGAUCAACAACAACAGCACCAUGGAAAAAAUCGUCCAUGCUUUGGAUACGGCGUGCUCGAUGCUGCCCAAGUCUGUGUCGACCGUGUGCCAGGAGGUGGUGGACACAUACAGCGGGUACAUCUUGUCAGUGCUUGAGGAGGAGCUGAACCCUGAGCAGGUGUGCAGAGAGCUCCGUCUCUGCUCCUCUGGCAAGGGCCAGCUCGAGAUGAUCGGCCGAAUCGGACUGCCUGAGCUGCCCCCGCUGCCCAAGUCGCCUGCGCUGCCCAAGUCGCCUACACUGCCCGCCCGGGUGACUCCCCUGAAGGACGGUCCCUUCUGUGAGGUGUGCAAGAAGCUGGUCGGCUACUUGGAGCACAACCUGGAGAAGAACAGCACCAAGCAGGAGAUCCUGUCCGCACUCGAGAAGGGCUGCAGCUUCCUGCCUGAGCCCUACCAGAAGCAGUGUGACGAGUUUGUGACCGAGUAUGAGCCCGUGCUGGUCGAGGUCCUCCUGGAGGUGAUAGACCCGUCCUUUGUGUGCUCGAAAAUCGGAGCCUGCUCCUCUGCCCGCAAGCUGCUCUUGGGAGCUGAGAGGUGUGUCUGGGGCCCCAGCUACUGGUGCCGGAACGCGGAGACGGCAGCCCAGUGUAAUGCUGUCGAGCAUUGCAAGCGUCACGUAUGGAACUAGGAUUCCAUCUUGGAGAAGCCGUAGCCUGUUUCCCUCCUUGUGUGUCUGGGGUAACGAACGCACAGACCUGUCGGUCGUAAGAGCAGGACCCUCCUUUUGACCACCCCGAUUUGUCUCCCUUAUUGUAGCAUUGCUGUCACGGGGGAGGUGUCUCCCCACCAACAUAGCUGCUUCAGUGUCCCCUCUGCUGGGGGGACACACUGGCCUGAGGUCUUGAGCCACCCUCUCAGCAGGGGCCUUGUUCUGAGCCCUGACAGGCUUGGGUGCUGGUAGGUUUGUGCUUCUGAGGUCACUUCCUGUCCCCUUUCCUGCUGUACAGAGCAGCCAGAGGCAGUUCAGAAGAAUUGGGUGUUUUAAAUAAUUCCUAUGGGGGCAGUGCAGAGACCUUGGAAGCCGCUACUGGUGGCCAGUGGGUGCGGUGGCCCCAGGUUGACCCUUGUUUUUGCUUUCCUGUCUUUUCCUGGGGAUACCUUGUUUAGGGUUCUGUGGGUUUGGGUUGGGAGGGGAAAUUUCACCUGAAUGUAACCUGCUGGCUGUACCUGGAGGUCCUGUGCACCGUGGCAACCGCUUGCUCAGUGUCUGCUGGAGUCCUGCUUCGUGCCUCUGCCCACCCCUGCCCCUGCUGUGGAUUUUUUCUUUUUUUUUUAAUUUUCCCUUUCAAAUAAAUGUGGAUAACAGCUCCUAA
Ictidomys tridecemlineatus (thirteen-lined ground squirrel) is the source of this 2448-nucleotide messenger RNA. The record is from RefSeq and is a predicted model, not a curated record. Lineage: Eukaryota; Metazoa; Chordata; Mammalia; Rodentia; Sciuridae.